Knipowitschia caucasica is the source of this 267-nucleotide messenger RNA. The record is from the annotation of a GenBank genome assembly. NCBI's taxonomy places the organism in Eukaryota, Metazoa, Chordata, Actinopteri, Gobiiformes, Gobiidae.
AUGGUUCUGCUCGGGCCUCCUGCCCUGCUCCUGCUGCUCCUCUGGGUAUCUGCUCUGAAGCUGAUGAGACAAGAAUCUCAUCCUUGUCAUCAGAGAAGCGUGGACCUGGCGCCUCAGGACUCUGAGCUGAUGAAAGGAGAACCUGGAUCUCGUCAUCGCAGACGCAGAGAUGUGGACCUGAGUUCACAGUUUUAUGGUAAUGUCCCAAACGCAAAUGAGAGCUGCAGCAGAGCAGACUUGCAGCGUGCAUACACAUACCAGCAGUGA